Pseudopipra pipra is the source of this 3388-nucleotide messenger RNA. RefSeq names its product serine/threonine-protein kinase 16-like. Gene Ontology annotation, cellular component: cytoplasm; Golgi apparatus. The record is from RefSeq and is a predicted model, not a curated record. Lineage: Eukaryota; Metazoa; Chordata; Aves; Passeriformes; Pipridae. Gene Ontology annotation, molecular function: protein binding; protein serine/threonine kinase activity; ATP binding. The transcript is spliced from 21 exons. The coding region runs from base 70 to 2913 and encodes 947 amino acids. Gene Ontology annotation, biological process: protein phosphorylation.
AGGUGCUUCCGGGCCGAGUGGUGGCGGCCGCGGGUGAGCGGCGCGGGGGGUCAUCGGGGAGCAGGAGCAAUGUUGGCCCCAGAGAGCAGGUCCGUGUUCGAGGCUGCCCAGGACCCCGUCCUUCUUCACGGUCUGACCCUUGUCAGUGGAGUUGCUGCAGAUGCAGGUGCUGCUGAGUUGGCACCAGUGAGCCACGAGAAGCCUGCAGCUGCCAGCUGCAAGGAGAAGGUCCAUGAGGUCCCUGAGAUGCCAGAGAGGAUGUGCUGCUCAACCUGUGGGCAGGUGUUCGGCAGCCGGGAGGAGCAGACUGAGCACUACCGUCUCGACUGGCACCGCUUCAACCUGAAGCAGCGACUCCGGGGGCGCCGGGCAGUGCCUGUGGAAGUGUUUGAGGAGAAGACCCGCACGGGUGAUGUUUCGAGCAUCUCAGGAUCCGAUUCAGAGAGCUCUGAUACAAGCAGUGAGUCAGAGUUGCUGCCCUCUGCCAGUAACAGCCCUGGGACCCCACAGACUUCCCGCUCCCACAAGGUGCUGGUCCGCAACGCAAAGGGCCAGCUCAUCUCUGCAUAUCGCUGCGUGCUGGUCACAGGGAAGGGUGACAUCGAGGAGCCAGCAGAGCUGACAGCGUCACUGCAGAGCCUCAGCAUGAGCACGUGCUGGGUUGUGCUGAUGAUGGGUGGCGGGCACUUCGCAGGAGCUGUGUUCCGGGGCCCUCAGGUGCAGGAACACAAGACCUUCCACCGCUACACGGUGCGAGCACGGCGUGGCACAGCCCAGGGCCUGCGGGAUGCCCAGGGGUCAGCACCCAGGUCGGCCGGAGCUUCCUUGCGGCGUUACAAUGAGGCUGCUCUGCUCAAGGAUAUUCAGGACCUCCUGGCAGCCUGGGCACAGCACCUGAAUGAAGCUCAGCGCAUCUUCCUCCGGGCCCCUCGUCACAACCGUGCGCUGCUCUUUGGUGGCAGGAACCCACCCCUCACCCGAGGGGACCCUCGCAUCUGCCACAUCCCCCUCAGCACCCGCAGGGCCACCCUGCGAGAGGUGCUGCGAGUCCAUGCCACGCUGGCCAGCCUGCAGGUGUAUGGGAAGGAUACACCACUGGAGGAUAUCACUGGGUCCCCCAGAAAGGUCUGGCAGAAAAGGCAGCGGAAAGCAGAGAUUAAUCCCCCACAGGAGAACACAACUGCUGCAGAGGUGGAGGAGGAAGAGGAGGAGGAAAGCCCUGCAGGGGAGCUGGAGACUGUCGAAGUGACACUGGGGACCUUGGACCUCCGGGAGUUCGAAGUGAUGCCCAAGCGAAACCGCAAAAGGAAGAAGAAGAGGGACAAGAAGGUGAAGAAAGAGCCCUGUGCUGAAGAGACUGGAUACCAUUGUACUCAGUGUGUGCAGCCUGGCUGGGAACCAGUGACGGAGCUGCAGGGGGAGACUGAGGCUGGGCCCCUUCUCUGGGGUGAUGGAGGAGACCCUCAGACCCAGCUCCGUGAUGCCUUAUUCACCGCCUGCAAAACAGGGGAUGUGCAGACACUGCGGCACCUCCUGGGUGUGCGAGAGAGCGAGGGCCUGCCAGGGGACAGCAAGGAUGGGGAGGUCACACAGAGUCUGGAUAUGGCCUACUCCCUGCUCAAUCAGCCUGUGGAUGAGCGUGGCUGCAGUCUGCUCCAUGUGGCAGCGCGGGCAGGCAAGGCGGAGGCCGUGUGCCUGCUGCUGGAGGCAGGGGCGGACCCUGCCCUCAGGGACAGGCAGGAAAGGACCCCAUACUGCAUCUCUGCUGACAGAACGACCCGCAACGCUUUCCGCAAGUUCAUGGUGGACCAUCCAGACAAGUACGACUACAGCCGUGCCAAGGUACCAGGGCCCCUGACACAGGAGAUGGAAGCCAAAAAGCUGGAGAAGAAGCGGGCACAGAAAGCCCAGCGGAAGCAACGGGAGCAAGUGCAGCGGGAGGAGCGGCAGCGCUGGGAGCAGGAGCAGGAAGAGAAGCAGAGGUUUGCGGCUCUGUCUGACAGGGAGAAGAGGGCGCUGGCUGCCGAGCGGAGGUUGGCUGCACAGCUGCAGGACACCGGCACAACGCUUACCAACAUCAGGGGCUUCAGCUAUGUGGACCUGGUGGAGGGGCUGCGGGAUGGGCGCUUCUACGCCCUGAAGCGCAUCCUGUGCCACGACAAGGAGGACCGCCAGGCCGCCCUGCACGAGGUGGAGAUGCACGGCCUCUUCGACCAUCCGAACAUCCUGCGCCUGGUGGCCCACGCCAUGGUGGAGAAGGGUGCCAAGCACGAGGCCUGGCUUCUCCUGCCCUAUGUGAAGGGCGGGACCCUCUGGAGAGAGGUGGAAGCACUGCGAGAGAAAGGGACCUUCAUGCCAGAGCAGCGGAUCCUCCUCAUCCUCCAUGGGAUCUGCCGCGGGCUGCAAGCCAUCCACAGCAAGGGCUAUGCACACAGAGACCUCAAGCCCACCAAUGUGCUGCUGGAUGAGGAUGACCAGCCUGUGCUGAUGGAUCUGGGUUCCAUGAACCAAGCUCGCAUCGAAGUCAACAGCUCUCGGGAGGCCAUGGCUGUGCAGGACUGGGCUGCCCAGCGCUGCACCAUCUCCUACCGUGCUCCUGAGCUCUUCACGGUGCCGAGCCAGUGCGUCAUAGAUGAGCGCACGGAUAUCUGGUCCCUAGGCUGUGUGCUGUACUGCAUGAUGUUUGGGGAGGGCCCCUUUGAUGCCAUUUUCCAGAAGGGUGACAGUGUGGCUCUGGCAGUGCAGAACCCGAUCACGUUUCCCCCCACAACCAGGUACUCAGCUGGUUUGCAGCGCCUGCUCUCCUCCAUGAUGACAGUGAACCCCCAGGAGCGACCCAACAUAGAUGACAUCCUCCGCCAGCUGGAGGGGCUGCAGCCAGCACUGGCGGGACAGGACACCACACAGAUCUGAGCCCAUCCCAUUCCAGCAGUGAUGUGCCCCAAGGCUGAGCCAGGAGAAAAGCAGCUGCCCUAAUCCCUGCUCCCCUGCAGACCUGUUGCAGAGGGAAUUAAUGCCCUGGGGGAGAGCUGCUGCUCUAUGCUGGAGGUGUGUUGGAUUUGGAGUGUUCUGUGCCCUGGAUGCUGCUACCUGGGCCUUGGUCUGUGCCUCAGAGCUGUGGACGUGUGAUCUGCUGCUAAACAUGGGGCCCUCGCUGGCUGCUGCCUCCCCCAGGGGUGACAGAAGAGGAUGUUGUAGGACACCCCAGGGGGCAGGAGCCACGGUACCGCAGCUCUGUGUCCCAGGAAGGUCACUCCUGCCCGGGGCAGCACUGCAGGCUGGGUCCCGGUGCUGUGCUGGAGGGAGGCAGAGGGCCCCAGUGCCCACUCUGCCACUGCUCUUGGCACCAACGUUGCCUUGUGUUUGAAGUAAAAUACGUUCUUGCGGA